UGACGAUAACGUUCGUCUCUUCUGAAUAUUGUGCUCGAGUAUUGCAACUUUGUGGCAAACUUUAUUCUUCUUAUAUCCCGUGCGAAUUAGAUUUCUGGCUGUGUCAAAAAAACGCGACGGCGCUACAAAAGACGCGGAAUUCAACAUUUCUCGAGUUGGGACUCAAAGCAAUUUAUAAUCACAUAAUAAACACUUGACCAGUAUUAUCAAAACGCGACUUGCUCGAUUGUAUUACACCGACCACGCGGACAGUAACUCGGAGCAGAGCGCGCGUAAACGCAGAGAGGUAACGACGACGACGACAACGAGAAGGAGAAGGCACGUGGAGAGACGUUCGCCCGCAGUGCAGACGGCCAUUUACGUUAAAAAGACUCAACGGUGUGGGCGAUACACCCAGAACGAAUCUGAGUAACGAAUACUAGCUUCAAGGCGACGCGGCGAUUACGGCGGCGACGACACCGAAACGUAGAAAGAUGCCGGAGACCGCACACCAUAUGAACGGCUACGCGAAUGGCCACGCGCCGCCUGAGCUGCAACAGGACACCGCAUUCCUGUUCACGUCGGAGUCUGUUGGCGAGGGACACCCAGAUAAAAUGUGCGAUCAAAUAAGUGACGCCAUUUUGGAUGCACACCUGAAACAAGAUCCCGACGCUAAAGUAGCAUGCGAAACCGUAACAAAAACUGGGAUGAUAUUAUUAUGCGGAGAGAUUACAUCAAAGGCUGUAGUGGAUUAUCAGAAGAUCGUUCGUGAUACAGUAAAACACAUCGGCUACGAUGACUCUUCAAAAGGUUUUGACUACAAGCUGUGCAAUGUUCUAUUGGCACUCGACGCUCAGUCACCAAAUAUCGCGGCAGGCGUUCAUGAAAACCGUAGCGACGAGGAAGUGGGAGCAGGAGAUCAGGGUCUAAUGUUUGGAUAUGCAACUGAUGAAACCGAUGAAUGUAUGCCACUGACGGUCGUGUUGGCGCAUAAAUUGAAUCAGAAAAUCGCCGAGCUAAGACGAAGUGGCGAAUUGUGGUGGGCUCGUCCAGAUUCAAAAACACAGGUAACCUGUGAAUACAUCAUGGAUCACGGAACCUGCGUACCUAUAAGAGUCCAUACUGUUGUCGUGUCAUUGCAACAUAGUGAAAAAAUUAGUCUAGAUGAACUACGUAAGGCGGUCAUGGAGAAAGUCAUCAAAGAAGUGAUUCCAGCGAGAUAUUUGGAUGAAAGAACAGUCUUCCAUGUGAAUCCUUGCGGGCUUUUCAUUAUUGGUGGACCGCAGAGUGACGCUGGUCUUACUGGUCGAAAGAUCAUCGUAGAUACGUAUGGUGGUUGGGGAGCGCAUGGUGGUGGUGCAUUUUCCGGUAAAGAUUUUACGAAAGUGGAUAGAUCAGCUGCAUAUGCUGCAAGAUGGGUUGCUAAAUCCUUGGUGAAAGCUGGUCUUUGCAGACGGUGUCUUGUACAGGUUUCUUAUGCUAUUGGAGUAGCGGAACCAUUGUCUAUCACAGUUUUCGAUUAUGGCACAUCCACGCGUUCACAAAAUGAGCUCUUAGACAUAGUGCACAAGAAUUUCGAUUUGCGACCCGGAAAAAUCGUCAAAGAGUUGAACCUUCGCAAUCCUAUUUAUCAACAAACCAGUACAUAUGGUCACUUCGGACGAGACGGUUUUACAUGGGAGCAACCAAAAAAGCUGGUCUUUGAUUGAUGAGAGGAUGGAUUUUAAAUUGGUUUUGGCGUUUUUCGGUUUUAGGUAUUUGAUAGAAUCUGUUUCUCGUUCUCUAAUUCUAUCUCCCUCUCUAUCUUUUUCUCGGAGAAAAAAAUCGUAUUUCAAGUAAAAGAAAAGAAUUUCGUCCGCGAUAUACUUCGAUCUCCGUGCCGCAGCCAUUAUCGAGGCCAUCGAUUACGCCAAUACUUAGCAAUAGAGAGGACUAGGUAUGGGCAAUUCUCUUUCUAGUUCUUUUUGCCAUGGAAUACCGCAUUAUAUAUGUGACGACAGGCAUAGUACAAAUAUCGUUUAUAAUCCAAUAUAUUACAUCCAAUCCAAUACAUUACAUCGCAUUAUGAAAAAAGCGUUAUGAAAAGAGCGAAUUGAGCCUAUAUUAUGAAGCGCAUUUUCAUGUUUAGAUGUUCAAAAACUUCUUUCUUAAACUGAUGUGAAUGAUUUACGAGAAAACAUAGGGAAAUGUCCCCUUCCAAUUUUGACGAUUUUGAUGUUUUAAUUUGUGUAGUCGAGAUUAAAAUAAAAUACGUUUUCUUAUAUGUUUAUACGUUUCUAUGAUUGUACUCACUUUUAUGUAAUGGAACGC
This is a messenger RNA of Atta colombica, 2289 nucleotides long. RefSeq names its product S-adenosylmethionine synthase (gene Sam-S). The record is from RefSeq and is a predicted model, not a curated record. Lineage: Eukaryota; Metazoa; Arthropoda; Insecta; Hymenoptera; Formicidae. Bases 474 to 1688 code for a protein of 404 amino acids. Gene Ontology annotation, cellular component: cytosol. Gene Ontology annotation, molecular function: ATP binding; methionine adenosyltransferase activity. Gene Ontology annotation, biological process: S-adenosylmethionine biosynthetic process. The transcript is spliced from 10 exons.